UGUAUUUUAUGCAAUGGUGCGAUAGAUCUAUGCCAGUUGUAUGUUUACGAUAUUUAUAUUUUGUUAUAUAAAAUAACUGUCGCAUAACAUUCAGGAAGUUUGAAAGGAUAACAAGGUGAUUCAAUAUGUUAGCUUUAGACAAUAGAUCUCCACCGGACACUGAUGAACCGCCCACCGACACGAACCCAUAUCAUGCUUUAGACAAUAAAUCUCCAUCGGACACUGAUGAACCGCCCACCGACACGAACCCAUACCAUGCCGGCUAUGAUCAGCAGGGAGCCAUGUUUAUACAGCAACCAACACCGGGACCAUAUAUGCACUCCUACGCUGUCGUAACGGACCAGCCCCUGCCAACUCUUCAUUUUGGUCGCGCUAGGAAAAGAGACCUUACCGUACCAGCCAUUCUCGUUUGCUUGUUUUGUUGCUGGUGUACAGGGAUUCCCGCCAUCUUUUAUGCGUCGAAAGCACAAAAUGAGUACGAUGUUGGACAUUGGGUAGAAGCGGAGGCGUACCAGCGGGAAGCUGUACGCUGGAUUAUCAGCAGCUUUGUUAUUCAGUUCGUUAUCUGGUUAAGCAUUUCGAUUCUGUACUUAGCACUGUUGUCUCAGUAAUGUUUUCCAGACAACAUUUGAUGUAAAUUGUGACAACAAAAAUACCUUUAAAUCAAUUAAGUAUAUAAUAAAUGACUAUCGCUUAACCUAUCACUACUCCUGAAUAAAAAGUGACCCUGCUGUAUCACACAGCAGGAAAUUCGAGUUGAAUUCGUAAGUCAACAACAAUAUUAGCAUAGAAUGGAAGGACUUCGGACACUAUUAUAUGCUUUUAGCCUUCAUUUUGAAUGCAAAAUUCUCAUUAAGCAUUUAAGUUUCGAGUCAAUGAUAAACCAAUGUGUUGGUUAACUUAUUACAACAGAAACUGGUUUGUAUCUGUUCCUAUCAUGAUGGUUUUCUUAUUUUAUGUAGACCAGGGUAUAUUUUCUUGAAAAAAAUAAAAUGUUUAAUUUCCGUAAAAAUAUAAUGUCAUCACUUUACGGAAGUUUUAAAUAUAUGAAUUCCAGUCGAAAAAAAAGUGACAAAAUCUGUUUCUUUUAAGGAAAAGAUAACAUUUUAAGAUUAAAACCCUAUAAAUAAAUAAAAAAGAAAACGAUAUUUUUGCAAACAACCUGUACUUGAUAUAUCUAUACACUGUUCGUAAUGUAAAGUUAUUGAUGUAUGAAUAGGUAUACAUGUAUAAGUGACCGGUCAGUUUUAUUACAGUGGUUCAGGUACAUGUAGUUAUUAAAGUACAUGCAAAUGUCUGUAUAGCUCUGUUCAGUCCAUGGACUAUGCCGAGAGAAAGCAAAAAUACUACAAAAUGUCUUUCCUUCUCGCACAAAGGUGUUAAUUAGGUUCUUACUGAGGGCAUAUGAUUGCUAGCAAUUAGCUUGAUUAUAAAGUCAGCACCACUGCAACUAUACUAAUUAAUCUUACCUUAUGUUAUCACGGGGGCCGCCGUGGCUGAGUGGUUAAGGUCGCUGACCUCAAAUCACUUGCCCCUCAUCGAUGUGGGUUCGAGCCUCACUCGGGGUGUUGAAUUCUUCAUGUGAGGAAGCCAUCCAGCUGGCUUACGGAAGGUCGGUGGUUCUACCCAGGUGCCCGCUCGUGAUGAAAUAAUGCACGGAGGGGCACCUGGGGUCUUCCUCCACCAUCAAAGCUGGAAAGUCGCCGUAUGACCUAAAAUGUGUAAUAGGUCAGGAAUGUAACUUAAGACACACGGAGUUUUAAGGACCUUUCUUAAAGCUGUGUAGUACAUUAUUUAAAAUGCACACUCUGUAUUGAGUUUGUAAAUAUCCGUCCUAAAGUACAUCAUAAAGUAUAUCAUUUUAAAACCUUUAACUGGAGAAUAAUUAGAAUAUAUUGUAUUUCUCUUCACCAAACUUACACAGCUGUUUUCAGGAUGUAGCAAACCAAAAUAUCAUGUUAAAAGAUCUGUUUACUUAAGUAUUUUGUGUAAAUCAUAUGUAAAGACAUAUAAACAACAUUUACCCUGCUUUCUUUAACUGAUAUCAUUACAUUCUUUCAUCAAAUAUAUAGACCUUUUUACAAAAGCUUGGUUGCUAAGCGGAUGUUUUGAUUUUAACGUGCAUGCGCUCUUUGCGUGUGGCAAAAGAACCCUCAACGAUAAGAAAACCUACAUAAAAAUAUCAUACCAUUACGAAUUAUUUUGCCACUAUAAAGAUGAUUUCAGUCAAGUAAUUUAUUAUACAGUAUAUUUUGGUUAAAUACAUGUAUAUUUUUUAAUUAAAUCUUACCUGAAAAGCAUGCUUUAUUCUUAUUUUCGUCAGAAAAGAACAAGCAUUUCCAGUCCAUUUCCACACAUCAUACAGAUAUAAAAGUUUUUUACUUGCAUUUAAAAAUGUCAUACUUUUUUUUAAGUAUAUCUAUUUUUUCCCACGACUUCAUAUAGUGGUUGGAUAUACUUUAUUCCGACUUGAAUGACAUCUUCAUACUUGGGGGUCGCGGCUCCAUGUCACUGAAGUUGCUGUUCAUGUGAGAUACUUUAAUGCAUCCGAUCAACAAUGCCAUAAUAUAAGAACGCACUCGGAUUAACAUAUCAUGUAGCGGAGCUGGGUUGUUGUUGUUGUUUUUUUUUUUUUUUUUUUUUUUUUUUGUUUAUUUGAAUCAAAAAUAAACAUUUCUAGCAUUUUAAAAUCUAUACUUUGGAACUUUAAUGGACAUUUCCUUUUAAAACGAUGAAAGCGUAGUUACAAAAAAAUAUAAUUUGUAAGAUAUGAAUCAAAUCAAGGACUAUAAAAACAUACUGAUACAAAUCUCUUUUUUUCUAUUUCUUAUAUUUACAUGCUGGACCAUUUUCAUAUCGAAAACGUAUCGUGCGCAGGAGUCAUAAUCCGUAAUUUAGUAGAAUAAUUAUGAAUAAACUUGAAUUCCACAAAGAGUAGAACAGAAAAAAAUCGAUGUAAGACUAAGCGCUAAACACCCCUCCCCGCUACACGCCCCCUCUCUAUUAAAUCUGGCCGCAUCAUUAAACAUCCGAACCACUUGAUAUUUUCAAAUAAAAAAAAACUUUCAAAUUCGAAGAAUUAAUAGAAAUAAAAAAUAACAAUUUUAAGAUGAUUUGAAUUAUUUUUUUUUUAAUACGGAAUGAAUUGAUAACCAUUUGAGUAUAACUAGAUACAUAAUCACAGGCUGAACUUUUUUAAUUGACAAUUUUAUUUUCAACUUCGACAUGUAAUCAUAUUUCAAGUAUCAUGUAAGCUAAUUGCGACUGGUGGUAAGUUAAGAACAAAAACUUUAUUAUAACUAUAUUGACAAUAUUUUUUUUUUCUUUUUUCUUAACCUAAAUUUGUCCAGAUCAAAAUUGCUGUAAAAAAUAGUGUAUUAAUUAGUUUAAGUAUAUCAGCUGUGGGUUUAUAAAGAUCAAUAUAUAUAUAUUCCUUUGUCUUGCGGUGGAUAUUUACUAUAAAACAAACUCAUUAUUGAUCGAAUAGAUUGAAAUACAAUAUAAUUCUAACGUAAUUUAUAUUGUGCAGUCAUGUCUUUUUGCCCUACGUAGAGUGCGCAUACGCGAAAAUUGUUUCCCGUUGCUAAGCAAAUAACUCUGUGUAAAAAGGUCUAUAUAUGAAUGACGAAAUAACUUAACAAUUAUUUAAGCGCUUUAAAUUUGAAUUCACUAUUGUAUUCUGUUAGUGCGUGUGUGUAUCAGCAUGGAGGUAAUAUAGAGAUGGAGUGCGGACGAAAGCACUUCAAAGGUACACUGUGUGGCACCGCGGCUUUGUUAUCCUCUGGUAAGUACAUGUCAAUCUUUAGCAAUUAGGUGUUAAUCACAUCAUGUUGCUUCAUACGGAAUUUAUCGAGUGAGACCCGAUAAACAGCCGGAAUAGUCCGAUACUGGGUUCGGGAUGUUCCGAUAUUUUCCGUUUAGUACCUACCUGACACUUCAAAUACACAUUCUGACGUCGUUCUGUAAAUGCUGUCCCCUUUGCAAUUAAUCUUGACGAAAUACACGCAUUUUACAUGUCAUCCACGUUUGAUUUACAUUGAAAAAGACUUAUUUUAUUUUGUUUUAUUAUAUUAUAUUAUGUUACUUAUUACGAAAAUUAAGGUUUUGAAGGGAUUUUCUUUUCCAAUGAAUUAAUUAAAAAAAAACAGGGACGUAGAGUGAUUCUGACAAUUACUUGCCAUAUUGUCCAUGUGAACAGCCAAACGAUCGGGAAAUGUUUAAUAUUGCGAACAUGUAAAAUGCGAAUUUGAAUUGUGGCACUAUUCAUGUGCCAAUCUGACAGCUGAAACUAUACCGGAGGGUCCCUGGAUAUGUCCAGAAUGUAAAGACAAAAGGUAUGAAUACGAAAUUUCACUUUAUUAUAAAUGAGGUUAAAAAAGCAUGUGCAUCUUUACAGGCACAGACCUCCAGAUCGUGCCACAAAAAAAGAGAGAAAAAUGUUCCAGUUUAACAGUGAGAUUUCACACCAGCUUCAAAUCUGCGAAAUAAAUUAAUCAAAUAAAUAAAUAGAUAGAUAGAUAAAUAUACAAAGAAGGGGUUUGGUAACUGAAUAACUACUUAAAUAAAUAAAAUUUAAUAUAGUUAUAUGAACGACUUCUAUAAACUUGUAAUAAAGACUAAUUACGUAAAAUUUGCAGUCUAAAAACAUUGUCAUUAUUUAAAAUGCUCACAAUUGCUCACGUUUUUAAUACCAAGUAAAUGAAAAUUUGAUACAUUGACUUCAGUUUAACAUGUUUAAAUUUUUUAGGAAUUUUUAGGAAAUUUAGAAGAAUUUAGUUUAAAAUGACUACAUAGAAAACUGUAAGUACUUACUUUACUGAGUCACAGCUGUCUAAAGGGUUAUAAUAUCAUGAAAACGCAUGCUUUAAGUAGUGGUAAAUUUUUUCUACCGAUGAAUCCCCUGCAGUGCGCAUUGUUUGCAUUAAUUAGUUUCAAACUAUGACACGUGCGCAUAUGUCACCCACAACUUCCGUUUUGUUGAAAUUUUGAUGCAUCUGCUGAUUUAUGAUAAAACCGCGGUGCCGCACAGUGUGUUCAAAGGAUUAUGUUAAUUACAUGUGAAAUAGUGAUAAUUAGGUGUCUGCGGUGAUAUCUCUCGUAGGAUUCUGAAAGGAGCUCAGCAAGGAACUACAUGUGGUAUAAUAAAUAAUUAGCACCAGUUACCUCGUCCGCACUCCAUCUCUAUAUUACCUCCAUGGUAUCAGUGAAAUAAUGUUUUCAGUUAACAAAAAGGGGAGCGGUGGUCUAGUAGAUAAAUUGUUGGUCGCUCAAUGCAGGAGUCGUGGGUUCGAGCCCCACUGGGGUCACGACCAUGAUUUCUCAUAUGACACUAGUACUUGUUUUUGCAGGAAGCGGACUCGAGAAUGGUUCCAGUAAGCUUCAAGCUUUCAUCACGAUCGAGCUAAAACAAAUUAGUAUAAACUAAAUGAUGUUGAAUAUUUAUGAAAGGUGACAUAUAGGUCCGGGUGUUUAAAAUUUGUUAUAUUUUAUAUGUAUAUAUCAACGCCAUACACAUGUUUUACUUUCAGCAAUUGAAAUGGAAUUCUUAUCAGAAAUUCUUAUCAUUUUUCAUUUUAAAAAAUGUGUCUCCAUAUAUCAACUAUACAUGUAUUUCAUGCUUAAGAAUAAGUCUUUUCUUUAUCUAUGCAUUAACCAAUUGUUUUAUAGUAAAUCAUUUCUAUUGUAGAUAAAACUUUAUUUCAAUUUAUUACUCAUUGUUAAUAAUAUUUUUAUUAUCAUACUAAAAUGGAAAAUAAAACUGUUUUUAAAAAGAAAAA
Messenger RNA from Mercenaria mercenaria, 5777 nucleotides. RefSeq lists its product as uncharacterized. The coding region runs from base 126 to 611 and encodes 161 amino acids. The transcript has 4 exons. The record is from RefSeq and is a predicted model, not a curated record. Gene Ontology annotation, cellular component: membrane. Lineage: Eukaryota; Metazoa; Mollusca; Bivalvia; Venerida; Veneridae.